AUGGCUCUUGAACCGACGGCCGUGAGUUCAUUGGAAGUUCCUGGCCCUAGAGACGUAGCCGUGAAGGAGUUCGCCAUAUGUGCAGCUCUCAGGCAACUGGGGCUAAACCCCUACCAUUUCAGCGAAGCCUCCAAGAACAAGAACAACGAGCACUUCCAGCUCUGGCUUCAAGCCGUGCGGGCCAAGUAUGAUGGGAUCGGGACCUGUUUUCGGAAGGAGGACUUUGAUCGGAUUCUUUGGAACUAUGAUGUAUUGCCCUUGAUUCUAUCCUCCGGUGCUCUCUCUGACGACCCCUGCUGCCUUUUUAUUGAUGAGCUACUCUCCGCCUAUCCGGAUGCAAAAGUGAUCCUGACAAUCCGCGACCGCACCGCCUGGCUGCAUUCUAUGCAGAGAUUCAUCCUGGAGAUUCUUUCCUGGCGGUCGAUGCGUCUCCUCUCGUACCUUGAUCCCGAGUUCACGGGUCCGUAUCAGGCAUUGCUCAACCGGACGACUACUGUUUUAUCCCAGGGUCGUCCGCCCUGCGCUCCGUCCUCUGUUCCGGCAUUACUGGCGUCGUUUGAUUCGCAUUAUGAGCGUGUGCGGACUGCUGUCCCGGCAGAUCGGCUGCUGGAGUUUCAUCCCGGAAAGGGGUGGGAGCCGCUGUGUGAGUUUCUAGGCGUGAAGGUGCCGGAGGAGGCGUUUCCGCAUCUGAAUUCAGGAUCGGAGGCCAUGAAACUUGAGGUUGAACUUUAUUGGGAUAGGUGGGCUGCUGUUGGAAGACGGUUCGGCAAGCGGCUAAUUUUUUCCCUGGGAUUUUGGGGUUUGUUGGAACGCUGUGGUGGUGGGCAAUUUGGGACGGGAUCUAUGCGAUAG
Messenger RNA from Penicillium arizonense, 852 nucleotides. Its product is annotated as sulfotransferase family protein. The transcript has 4 exons. The record is from RefSeq and is a predicted model, not a curated record. Lineage: Eukaryota; Fungi; Ascomycota; Eurotiomycetes; Eurotiales; Aspergillaceae. Bases 1 to 852 code for a protein of 283 amino acids.